AACGGCAGGACUCGUGUCGUGAGUCUACACUGCAUAUCCACAUCAGGUUGCAAUGCACACUGCAACGGAAUUCAAUUCGAAUUCCGCCCUACUAGUACAGCUGGCAAACAAAUAACAGAUUGAAUGCUCUCGUGCUCCCUUCUCAUUUCUUUCGAGUCCCUGCAGUGCAGCUGUCACUGGCCACAAUGCCAUCAGCGGCUGGACAGCCAAGCAUCGACUUUCCAAGUUUCAGGUGCAGACGGCCGUCAAUCUUCUCUUGGCUGGCGUUGGCAUUUGCUUGCCAGUGCUUCAGCUGAGGUGGCCGCUCCUUGCACUGCACUGCACUGGACUGCAGUGGCAGUGCUUGUCACUCCUUGACUGCGCUGCUUGUCGGAGCUUAUAACACUUAGGGUCGCCCAUCAUCAGGUUGCAGGUACUACUACUACUAUCAAUUGACUACAGUUUCCUUCCCAUCAUCCGUUUCAAACGGCCCGUUUGCAUUGCAGCUUUCUCUUCCUCCGGCUUGAGUCACUUGUGCCCCAGUCAUCGACUUGUUGUUUCUUCAUUUGCACUUUGAUUCUCCUGCUGUUCGUUUGUUUAGGAUCCUUCGAUUCCCGCCGCUGUGUCUUCAAGUGGUCGUCAGACUCUACCUUCGUGACCACGACUCCUCCUGACAUGCUUCUGUGAAGCCUGAGCCAGGCCACUCCUCAGUCUUCAAAUUCUCCUCUCUGCGUUUUCUCUGUCCACUUCCUACCUCUCCUCUACACGCUACAGUGUCUCCAAAAUGGGACUUUUCAACCGAAAAGCAAAAGCACCGACUCAAACAUCUACCACGAAGAAAAAUAUCUCCGAGAAGCCUGGAGGAUCGUCAGCCACUGCUAGCGAUGGGGCCCUUCCACAAUACAACCACAAUGGCCAUGCAGUCACGCCGGGCAUACACCCUGACGGCGAGAGUGGUCGUCGAGGAAUCAACCCUCUCCACUUCUUGCGGAUCGUAUGGCGGUCUUCCUGCAAAGUUUCGAGUUGGGUGAACGUCCUGUGGCCAUUUGUCCCCGCAGCCAUUGCCCUCCAUUUCGUCCAUGGGGACCAUCAUCUCUGGACUUUUGCGAUCAAUUACAUUGCCAUGAUACCGGCGGCCAAUCUCCUAGGGUUUGCAGGACAAGAGUUUGCGAGAAAACUACCCAAAGUGGCGGGCAUCCUCAUUGAAACAACCUUGGGAUCUGUGGUGGAAAUCGUGCUGUUCAUGGUCCUGAUUGCUAAGGACAAUGGGACCGGGGAAACCGGCCAUGGGAACAAGAUCCAGGUUAUCCAAGCCGCCAUACUCGGGUCCAUCCUCACCAAUCUGCUGUUGUGCCUGGGCUUCUGUUUCUUGAUUGGCGGGUUCAAGCACAAAGAACAGAAGUUCCAUCCAGUUAUCAGUGAGGUGGGAUCAGGCAUCAUCCUCGUUGCCGGAUUUGCGCUCAUGAUUCCUUCCGCCUUCUUCUCCUCCCUAAUCGGCAGCACUGUCACAUCAGGAGAGGGUUACACCGAAGACCGACUCCGUAACGACACACUCAGCAUCAGCCACGGCGUUUCUAUUAUCCUGAUUGUCUCCUUCAUCCUGUAUUUGCUGUACAACUGCGUCUCCCACGAUAACAUCUUCGCUGAAGUCCUCGAGGCCGAUGAGGAAGCUGACCGCGACCGACAUGUUGAUCUGGCAAAGGCCAAGUUAACCUUGACUGAAUGUUUGGCCGCAAUUGUAUUUGCAUUGGCCUUGAUUUCUCUGAUUGCAGUCUUUCUCGUCGAGGAGAUUGAGUAUGUCGUCGAGCACGGAGUUCCCGACAACUUCUUAGGUUUGAUCCUGGUGCCCUUGGUUGAGAAAGCAGCCGAACAUCUUACUGCCGUUGAUGAAGCCUAUGACAAUCAAAUUAACUUUGCCCUCUACCAUUGCUUGGGACCCUCGAUACAGACCGCCCUUUUCAACGCGCCUCUUGUCGUCAUUGUAGGAUGGGGUUUGGGGAAACCCAUGGAUCUCAACUUUGAAAUAUUCAUGGUGGUGCUCUUGAUCGUGGCCAUUUUGGUCGUGGGGAAUUUCCUGAGAGAUGGUUCCUCCAACUACCUGGAAGGAGGUCUUCUUGUGAUUGUCUACAUCAUCAUUGCAGUCACGGCGUGGUACUAUCCCAACGCGGAAUUGACCACAUCGAACGGGCGCGCUUCAACCGAGACUGCGGGAGAAGGAACUGAGGCGUUGGUUAAUGCUGCGAAGAUGCUGAUGUCGUGAGCGCUGUCGACUCGGACAGGAUGUAUGUUAUACACCGAAGCGAGGCGUCCCGGGGGUUGAUCAUGUGCUAAGCGAGCAUUGUUUUUGGCUUGGUGCUUUACCAAGUGACGACGAUAUGCGCUGGUGUAAAACUACGAUGCGGCUCCGUUGACUCGGUCGACUUAGGUCCGAAUCGAUUUUCUGUCCAUCAUUCAGCUCUAGUCUUGGAGACCCUUGAUCUACCAAGUAUAACGUACUAUGACGGGCCCAG
Exophiala dermatitidis NIH/UT8656 is the source of this 2489-nucleotide messenger RNA. Its product is annotated as Ca2+:H+ antiporter. Gene Ontology annotation, cellular component: fungal-type vacuole membrane. Bases 764 to 2239 code for a protein of 491 amino acids. The record is from RefSeq and is a predicted model, not a curated record. NCBI's taxonomy places the organism in Eukaryota, Fungi, Ascomycota, Eurotiomycetes, Chaetothyriales, Herpotrichiellaceae. Gene Ontology annotation, molecular function: calcium:proton antiporter activity. Gene Ontology annotation, biological process: intracellular calcium ion homeostasis; calcium ion transmembrane transport. The transcript has 3 exons.